Molecule: messenger RNA, 1281 nt
Organism: Pseudonaja textilis
Lineage: Eukaryota; Metazoa; Chordata; Lepidosauria; Squamata; Elapidae
Source: RefSeq, a predicted model, not a curated record
GGUACAUAUAGUUUGAUGACUCUUUUGACUUCAAAAGGCAUGACCAUCCUCAGCUCAGCCCACGACUGCCUGCAGGCUGGCGAAGCUUGCACCAAUGACCCCAGCUGCAGUUCCAAAUUCCGGACCCUCCGGCAGUGCAUCGCUGGUAACGGCGCCAACAAGCUGGGCCCGGGCGCCAAGAGCCAGUGCCGCAACACGCUGACCACCCUUCUGUCCAGCCAGCUGUACGGCUGCAAGUGCAAACGGGGGAUGAAGAAGGAAAAACACUGCCUGAGCGUCUACUGGAGCAUUCACCACACCCUGAUGGAAGGUCAGUGCGCCCCCCGCCCCCCAUGGAGGAGAUAGUUUGAUUACCUCCAAUAAUGGUGCCUUUCCGCCUCUGCAGGCUCCGAGAACGAGGUCACGCAGGUGAACCGCUGCCUGGACGCCGCCAAGGCCUGUAACGUGGACGCACUCUGCCAGCGACUCCGGACCGAGUACGUUUCCUCCUGCAUCCGUCGGGGGCCCCGGGCCGACCCCUGCAACCGCUCCAAGUGCCACAAGGCGCUGCGGAAGUUCUUCGACCGGGUGCCGCCCGAGUACACGCACGAGCUGCUCUUCUGCCCCUGCGUCGACACGGCCUGCGCUGAGAGACGCCGGCAGACGAUCGUGCCCACCUGCUCCUACGAAGCCAAGGAGAAGCCAAACUGCUUGGCGCCGCUGGACGCCUGCCGGGGAAACUACGUUUGCAGAUCGCGUUAUGCCGAGUUCCAGGUCAACUGCCAGCCUUCUGGGCUCCUCUCAGGAACCGGAUGCCAGAAAGAGAACUACGCCGCCUGUUUAUUGGCCUACACCGGCAUCAUAGGUAGCACUAUCACCCCCAACUACAUUGAUAACUCCACCGCCAACAUCGCGCCCUGGUGCACUUGCAACGCCAGCGGAAACCGGCAGGAAGAAUGUGAACGCUUCCUGCACCUUUUCGUCGACAAUCUCUGCCUCCAAAAUGCCAUCCAGGCCUUCGGCAACGGGACGUAUCUGAGUGCCGCCACCAGCCCAUCCACUUCGCCCACCACCCAGAUGAGGAAGCAGGAGAGAAACACCGACAAAGUGGCUGCCACCCACCAGGAGAACAUUCUGGAACAGCUGGAACCGACCAAGAUGCCUGCGGAAGAGACGCUCUUGCGCGAUGGAUCUCACCUUGGACCUGGCCCCUCGGACGCUGCCCUGGCAUUGACCACCGACCUCUGGAUGGCGGUGGUGAGCUCCGCGGCCACCAGUACUGUCCUCCUGAUGGCCAUGUGA